Messenger RNA from Talaromyces amestolkiae, 1266 nucleotides. RefSeq lists its product as uncharacterized. Bases 1 to 1266 code for a protein of 421 amino acids. The record is from RefSeq and is a predicted model, not a curated record. The transcript has 6 exons. Gene Ontology annotation, molecular function: acetyl-CoA C-acyltransferase activity. NCBI's taxonomy places the organism in Eukaryota, Fungi, Ascomycota, Eurotiomycetes, Eurotiales, Trichocomaceae. Gene Ontology annotation, biological process: phenylacetate catabolic process; fatty acid beta-oxidation. Gene Ontology annotation, cellular component: peroxisome.
AUGUCGUCGGCUUCACAACGUCUUUCAGCUAUUGCCAGCCAAAUUAGCGGCGGGGGCGAGUCCCUUGCCAGAAAACGAGUACUCGCAAAGAGCGCCGAUGAUAUUGUCAUUACACUCGCCGUCCGGACACCACUCACCAAAGCCAGAAAAGGUGGCUUAAAAGAUACCCCAUUAGACGAUCUCUUAAUCUCUCUAUUGACUACCGUCCGCGAAAAAUCCAACCUCGACCCCAACCUCGUUGAAGAUGUCUGCGUCGGCAACGUCCUUAACCCCAGCGCAGCAUACCUAGCUCGCUCCGCCGUCCUCGCGGCCGGCUUCCCCGCAACAACCGCCGCAUCAAUCGCCAGCCGCUUCUGCUCUUCAGGAUUGCUAGCUGUCCAACAAAUCGCAAACCAGAUCAUCGCCGGCUCCAUCGAAGUUGGUAUCGCUAUUGGCGCAGAGUCCAUGAGCACAAACCCCGAUGGAGGCGCACCCACAUUCUCCGAUAAGAUUCUGAACCAUCCACUCGCAUCCCAGAACCAGCAACCAAUGGGCCAGACAUCGGAAAAUGUAGCUGGACAAUUUGGAUUGACUCGCGCACAAAUGGACGCAUUCGCAGCAUCGAGUUUUCAAAAGGCCGAAAAGGCGCAGAAAGCAGGCUGGUUCAAGGACGAGAUUAUCCCUAUCAAGACGACAAUCAAGGAUCCCAAGACCGGAGAAUCCAAAGAAGUCAUCGUUGACAGCGACGAUGGUAUUCGCUACGGUACAACAGCCGAAAGUCUCGGUAAGAUCCGCGCGGCGUUCCCUCAAKGGGAMCCCAGCCAUACCACUGGUGGAAACGCGUCGCAAAUCACAGAUGGCGCUGCUGCCUUGAUAAUGAUGAAGCGUUCUCGCGCUGAGCAGCUCGGUCAACCAAUUAUUGGGAAAUUCGUGGCGGCUACGGUGUCUGGUCUCGAACCUCGGAUUAUGGGUAUUGGGCCAAGUGUGGCUAUUCCGAAGAUUCUUUCAAAGACGGGGUUGAACCAGGAGGAUGUCGAUGUUUUUGAGAUUAAUGAAGCGUUCGCUUCUAUGGGAGUAUAUUGUGUGCAGAAAUUAAAUCUACCACCGAGCAAAGUCAAUCCCCGUGGUGGAGCAAUUGCCUUUGGUCACCCCCUCGGCGCCACAGGAGCACGACAAGUUGUCACAGCACUGGCUGAAUUGCGGAGGUCUAAUAAGCGAGUUGCAGUCACAUCAAUGUGUGUAGGCACGGGCAUGGCUAUGGCGGCUGUUUUUGUUUCCGAGCAUUGA